Messenger RNA from Ctenopharyngodon idella (grass carp), 6897 nucleotides. RefSeq names its product LINE-1 retrotransposable element ORF2 protein. The coding region runs from base 2876 to 4921 and encodes 681 amino acids. Lineage: Eukaryota; Metazoa; Chordata; Actinopteri; Cypriniformes; Xenocyprididae. Gene Ontology annotation, molecular function: DNA-(apurinic or apyrimidinic site) endonuclease activity; double-stranded DNA 3'-5' DNA exonuclease activity; phosphoric diester hydrolase activity. The record is from RefSeq and is a predicted model, not a curated record. Gene Ontology annotation, cellular component: nucleus. The transcript is spliced from 4 exons. Gene Ontology annotation, biological process: base-excision repair.
CCAAAAGCCUGUUUAAAUAAAAAUGUCUUCAGCUGCUUUUUAAAAGAAUCUACAGAAUUUUCUGCACACAAUGACAGGGGCAAGGCAUUCCAGAGUCUAGGUGCAACUGCUUGAAAAGACCGGUCACCCCGAGUUUUAAAACGAACUUUUGGAACCAUUAAAAGGUUUUGGCCUGAAGACUGAAGAGUACGGGAGGAAGAAUAAGGGGUCAACAGGUCAGUAAUGUACUGGGGGGCCUGUCCAUGCAGAGCUCUAAAAGUCAAAAUUAAAAUUUUAAAAUCAAUUCUGAAUUUCACAGGAAGCCAAUGUAUUGAGGAUAAUACUGGUGAAAUAUGAGUCCUUCUGCGUGUUCCUGUUAAAAGCCUGGCUGCAGCAUUUUGCACCAUUUGAAGACGACCCAGCGAGGAUUUAUUUAAAUAAGUAAAAAGAGAGUUGCAGUAAUCAAGACGAGAAGAAAUAAAAGCGUGCAUAAUCAUCUCCAAGUCCGCUUUAGACAAUAGCGCCCUCAAUUUAGAAAUGUUUCUCAAAUGAUAAAAACAAUUUUUGACCAGCUGUCUAGAAUGACUGUCCAAAGACAUAGUUUGGUCAAACAUAACACCAAGAUUUCUGAGGCUCGUCUGAGCAGAAGAACCCAAGGAGCCAAGGUGCUGUUUAAUUUGAGGUAACUUAUGGUCUGGAGCGAAGAUUAAAGUUUCAGUCUUUUUAAUAUUCAAUUGUAAAUAAUUAUUAAAUAACCAGUUCUUUUAUACAGGACAGGCAGUCCAGUAAAUCAGUUAACUUGUCAAACUCAGAAUCUCUAAAAGAACAGUACAGCUGGAUGUCAUCAGCAUAAAAGUGAUAAGAUACAUUUUUAAAACCAUGAAUUAUUUCACCAAGAGGGCAAAUAUAUAAUAAAAACAAAAUGGGACCUAGAACUGAGCCCUGGGGUACUCCAUAUGGCAAGGGGGUCAUCUCAGACAUAAUAUUAUUAAUUGACACACAAAAUGUUCUGUCGCUCAGGUAGGAGGAAAACCAGUCAAGAACUACUCCAGAAAGACCUGUUUCAAUACGUAAACGAUUUAUCAAAAUAUUGUGGUCAAGUGUAUCAAAUGCAGAAGAUAGAUCCAAUAGGAUCAAGACCGAGUACUGGCCAGCAUCGGCCGCCAUCAUAAUGUCAUUUGAUACUUUCAGCAGGGCAGUCUCAGUUGAAUGACAUUUCCGAAAACCUGACUGAAAUUUAUUUAUCAAAUUAUUUUCCUCAAGGUAUGCAGUCAGCUGCCCCGCUACCACUCUCUCCAAGAUUUUCGAUAAAAAAGGCAAUUUGGAGAUGGGCCUAUAGUUGUUUGGAUCAGAUGAAUCGAAAUUGGGUUUCUUCAAAAAGGGGCAGACAACCGCUUGUUUAAAAAAGCUAGGCACAGAACCAGUAGAAAGAGAAAGAUUGAUCAAAUUAACAACAUAAGGUCCAAUUAAAUCAAAUACAUUUAAAAGCAGCAAAGUUGGAAUUAUAUCUAAAGGGCUUGAUGAAGGUUUCACCUUUUUUAAUAAUCCCUUAAUAUCCUCUUCAGUGGCAGGUAAGUUAAAAAGGCUGACCAAGAGUAUUGAGGAGAUAAGCCCCAGGAAGUAUCAACAAGAGAUGGAUUUAUAGAGGCUCUAAUAUUAUUUACCUUAUUCACAAAGAAAUUUAAAAACCUAUUACAGUCUGACUUAGAAUGGACUGGUACUUGAGGGGCUAAAGGAGAGACCAAUUUUGAAAUAGUGUCAAACAGGACUUUAGGAUUCUUCUUGUUCAAAGCUACAAGAUUAGAAAAAUAGGCAGAUCUAGCCUGUUUUAUCUUGUCAUUUAAUGACAUAAUAAGCUCCUUCAAGUGUAAUCUAUGCACUUCCAAAUUCCAGACGUAUGGCCUUUUGUAUGAGUGGGGCCCGUAACAUACUGUUUAAAAUUAAAUGAUUCAGUAAGUGCUAAAAACUCAGAUGCCAAGUUACACGAAACAUCAUCAAUAUGGAGGUUGAAAUCACCAAGUAUCAAAACCUUUUCGAGUUUGAUAAUUGAAGAUAAAAAUUCAGAAAAAUCCUCUAAAAACAAACGAGCAGGACCAGGAGGUCGGUAGAUUAAUAUACAAUAAAAUGCAUCCAUAUUGCCAACCUUAGUCAUCUGUAGCUCAAAGGAAUCGAAAGAUACAUAUAUUUAAAUGAGAAGUCCCAGGGUGUGCUUGGGGACGUGGUCAGAUUUUCCUGUUUUUUUUUGUCUCUAGCUGAUCACUUUGCCUGAUCUACCUGAUCCACAGCAUAUUUGGUAAACAAGGAAACUCAAAAACACAUGACUCAUGAGUUUCUGUUUACAAUAUUUUGUGUGUAGAUCGUUAUUUAAAUGUAAAUAAAAGCCUAAAUAUAAGACUUUCAAUUCAUAAGUUAGAUGGAAUAUGAAUCGUUUCUAAUAUAAAACCAUAUACUCUCAGAACGGUAGUGGGGUUUUUUUGUUUGUUUGUUUUUUGAAUGAGAAGACACAACAACAUACCUCUUCUGCUUGUCAUCUGUUUAUCUUUUGUGUUCACUCUCGGAUGCCGACAAUAGCUGGUCACUCCCACUGCGGGCGCUUCCUAUAGAUCCAGGUGUAUUAAAAUCAGUGAUCUUGCCCGGCAGGUAGCUAUAAGUCAGUAGUCGAGCUGCUGGUAUGUGGGGAAUGUCAUUUAACUAAUUUAUCUGUGGUCUUAAAAGGGAGGCCUUCACUAAUGAGCUUGAAGUCCAAGAGAAAAUACAGAAGAGAAGAAGAAGAGGUCGUAUGUGGAUCCGUGUUCCUGCCAUAUAAAACAUCUCAGACAAGUAUGCUAGUUUGAAGUGAUACACCAACCCAUUCAUUUAUGAAACUGAUCCGGAGAGACUUUAUUUUAACUGCAGGAUGACUGACAGUGAUGAUGAGCAGCAAAUAUUAAGGAUUCUUUCAUGGAAUGUUAACGGUUUCAACCGCAAAAGGAAUGAGGUUCUUCGUCAGUUAAGUCUUCUAAAGGCUGAUGUAGUCUUUCUCCAAGAAACUCAUGUGGGUCCAGAUAGAACCUACUCAACUGGGAGUAUCAAAGUCCAAGAUUUGGAAUGUGAUUACAGCAUGGCGGCAUUCACUGUAUUUAAAGGAAGUUCACGAGGGGUGGCCAUACUGUUCAAAAAGAAUCUCGGAUGUGGUGGUUUCAGUAUUGAUGGCGACGGAAAGGGGAGAUUCAUAAUAAUCAAAUGUCAAAUUUGGGGGCAUGACUUUGUAUUUAUCAAUGUGUAUAACUCAAAUGAUGAAAAAAUUAAGUUUACGGAGUUUACACAAAUUUCGACCCACAUCCCGCCGUCGGCAUAUCUGGUGAUCGGUGGGGAUUUUAACACAGUCAUGGACGCCGACCUUGACAAAACGUCAAAUUUACGAAAUCGAAGUCACCGAAAGUCUUUCGACGCUCUCCACAAUUUUUUGGAAACCUUAAGCUUAGUGGAUGUCUGGCGUUGUCUUUACCCGGAGGUAAAAAGCUUUACGUAUUUUGAUGGGAAAGGUCAGUCGAGACUAGACUACUUCUUUUUGCGAAGUCAAAACUUAACAAGCGUAACUACUUGUAACAUUCACAACAGACCAAUGUACUCGGAUAAAGAAGAGUACAUUUCUGAUCACGCCCCGUUGUCCAUUCAAAUCCAGACACACGGACCAAAAUGGCAGUUUGAUUCUUGUCUUCUUGAAGAUAAAGCCUGUAUGGAACAACUUUCAAGCACAAUAAAGAAAAUUUCACAAAUAAAUACCAGAAAGAAAGAAUACCUGUGGCCAGGAGUGAAGGUCAGGCUUAUAUGUGAGGCGAUAGUUUUGCAAAGACGCCUAAAACGGUCAAGAUGCUCAGAGAUGAUUGAACUUCCUCAAGAGGUUGAACACAUGGACCAAGAAGGGUGUCCAGGUUCAGAAGAAUCCAUUGAGGUUCAUCAAACACCAAAUACUUCAUCCCAGAGUCUUCUGAACUUCUUGAAUCAUUUAUACCAAAUUGAGAGAUUUGAUGACAUAAAAUCCAUCCUGUUUACCGUUCUAACUGAACCAGUUUCGAGAAAAGAGAUUCUGUUUGCUAUACUGUCCCUGCCUCAGUCUGAAAGUCUAACAGCAGAUGGACUCACAGUACAUUUCUAUAAGCAUUAUGCUUCUAAAAUGAUUGACCUCUUACAAGCAUUUUUCAAUCAAAUCUUCGACCUCAAACCAAUGAAACGCACAGUUUUUGAAUCACUCAACCGAGACAAAUACGAUCACACCUACAGCUAUGAUGUUCAAUAUCACUGCAGUCCGAUGACAGUAGUUAAUGUGGAUUAUAAAAUUCUGUCUUUGAUUCUGGCAGCAAGGCUGAAUGGCGUUAUUAAACAUAUUUUAAACCCAGGUCAAAGCAAACAACACAGUUCUGUUCAACAUUGCAUCAGUGAUCAAAUCCCAGUGAUUAUUUCAUUAAAACUAGAUCCAGGUGCACUGAAGUGGCCGUAUCUGUUCAAUAGCUUAAAGUCCGUGAAUCUACCCGACAGAUUUAGAUCCGUGUUGAAGCUGUUGUUGAUGACAGAUUACAGAUCACAAGGUCUGAGGGUGGGAUGUCCACUGACUCCUUCACUAAUAAGCAUCUGCCUUCUUCCUCUGAUCAACUCCAUUAACAGCGAAAACAGGUUUUUGGGACCUGAAGUCCAAGGAGAAAUGCUUAAGUCAAUCAUCAAUGAAGACAGAGUCCUUGUGUUUCUUUCUAAUUCUAAUGAGGCUUUGGAUAGUUUUGAAAAGAUGCUCAAUGAUUUUAUUGAGGCAUCAGGAUUUAUCAUAGAUGAACACUGCUCUGAGGUAUUCGUAGCAGGUCCUUCACGCCUCAGUUUAAGCAAAGACAAACUUAAGUUUUUUAAGAGAAUGGAUGAUAGAUUCUGUGGUGUUGUACAAGAGGAAAUGGUUGUCGAAUCGUCAGAAUAAUUGUGUAAAAGGACGUUCAAAAUGAUUCAAUACGGGUUAUGCGCAACAAACUUCCGUUUUCUGUAAAACAGUUUGCAUCACAUAUGGAAAAAAAUAUCUAAAAAUGUAUUUUUCUUCUCACUAACAUUUGGAUAUUUAAAUUGAGUAAAACAGCGACAAUAAAAUUUUAGACCUAUCGAUUUAGACCUAUCUGUAUUGUAUUUAUAUAAAGCGUUCACAGGCCGAUUUGCUUUAUGUAUUUUCCCGAUGUUGAAAUCAGGCGCAUAUAAAUGUCAGGAAACACGAUUCCUGGCUGCAUGUCAAUAUCCAUGGAUUAGGUUUCUUUGACAUGUUAAGGAACACUUUCGAGCCCAACCUUUAGUGUAAUCGUUUGUUUUACUCGCGUUUUCUCAGUUUCCCCUAUUAAAUCCAGUCAUGCAGCAGGUUCUUUUGCCACUCAGUCCAGCUGAGGGAGCGCGUUCCGGCGGGAAAGUGAUGUCUAUGCAUACCCUCUAUUCCCGGUCACCAUUAUUAAACAGCGUUGUAAGAAAAGUUCAGUAAGAAACGUUUCCAUUCGACACACAACUCUCGGUUACAAACCACAAAACACUCGAUGAUUAAACUAGUUUUAAAUCGGAUGAAACAGCCUCAACAUUCCCAACAAUGAGGAAAACAGGAGAAACGUGCCAUGAAUGAAGAUAGAAGACUUUUAAAUCCCAAAAUCACCACACUUACAAACAUUUACUAUGAAUGAACUGUAGCUAGUAAUUUACCAUGGACUGUGGAAAUGUGGAAUAUUUAUAUUGAAUACCAGACAUUUAUAUUGCAAUAUAUUUAUUAGGUGGGUAGGGGAAUAUAUAAUUCAUUUCUUUAUGAAGGUUUGUUUAGUUUUUAUCUGCAUUUAGGCGUUUUUUAUAGGCCUAUAUAACAUAUAAUAUAAUUUGACAGUGGUAGUAGUGAGUAGCCAUGUAUGGUUUUACCUGUGGUUACCAAGUCUCACUGUCAGAAUAUUUUCAUUUAAGCUUACAUUAAUUAUAGAUAAAAUAAUUCAGAAGGCAGUCUGGCAGAAGCAAGAUAUAUUACUGUAUAACUUAAUAUUAGGGAUCCACGAUAUUUAUCGGACAUAUAAAUUAUCGAGCGAUAUGGGUGAAAAUGUCGUCAUUUUUAUUGGUCCGAUAAAUAAAUGAAAUCCGAUAAAGCACUUCCUGGUAAAUCAAUCAAUCAGUUAGUCUGAUUUAUCCGAGAUUCAUCCGCUUUCCGAGUGCAAGUGACUGCAGCUUUAAAACUGUGUCGCGCUCAUUGCGCUCAUGUCUUCGUCGGUCUGGACGUUUACUCGGUGGCAGCGGAGGACAAUGCCAUUGCUAUUUGCAAAGCAUGUUCAGCAAGGAUUUCGAGAGGAAAAAUGCGUCAAGUUUUAACACAACAAAUCUUAUAUCUCACAUGAAAGGUCGUCAUCGCGGCGAAUCUGUAAAAAGUAUUGUAAAAAGUUUUCCAGAGACAGCAAAAAGGCUAAAGCCAUAAACGACAAAGUAAUGAAAUUUAUAGUCAUUGAUGACCGACCUUUUUCCGUGGUAGAGGCUCCGGGUUUUCGCAGGUUAGUAGAAAAGCAUGAAGCAUGUGACUAUAUACCUUUCUCAUCCCUCAUAUUUAUUUUAUGUUAAACUAUGUAAUUUCAGAGAAAUUUCAACUAUGAAAACUAACCUAUGCUCUUUUGUUGAGGAUGCACUUUUUUGUUUUUCAUUUUUUUUAGAGGUUUGUAAUGUAUUUUAUUAUGUAUUUGAAAAACAUGUGACUUAAAGUCUAUAUAUUUCUUCCUCAUGCACUAAAGGUUGAAUGUAUGCAUUUCUUUGUUAUGCAUGAAAUACUUGAAUAUAAAUUUGUUGUUAAUGAGUUGUUAAGUGCAGAUAAACCAUAGUUUUGUCAUUGUUCUGUUAAACACUUUCUGUUACUAAGUAUUGUGGUGCCUUACACAAAAAAUAAAAACAUUUGAAGAGUCA